AUGGUACAUUGGGUGGGUAAUUGGUUGGAACAUUCCAUGGAAAAUUUAUUUCUGAAAUGGAGGUCAUUUUGUCAAGGUUCUGUGUGACAUUACUGCUGUAGAAAGUCUUCCGGAGUGUGUGAGUCUGUGUGUGUGUGUGUAUGUGUGUGGGUAUGGAAUGAAGUGUAAUUACAGCUGUCCUUUUUGUAAUUGGGUGCAAUUGUGAAUAUCAGACAUCAUCAGUUCUAAUCAAAUUGUCAAUUAUCGGUUCACUUCAGCUCAAGGAUUCAAUCUUACAAUAUGUUUGGUAAGAGGUGUAUCAUAUAGAGAUCAGAGAGAGGACAAGCAUUGAUCCUUGUUUACUCUCACAGAGAAAAAUGACAAAGAGAGAAGGACCGAGGGAGAAGGAGAGAGAGAGAUAUUCUUUUUGGCGCUUUGCUCUCCUGUUCACAAAGACAGAGAGGAGAUACUGAGCAGCAGUGUUCAAGUGGUUUGAAAAGAACUAAACAUGUGGAUGGCCUCAUUGCAAAGUUGAAACCGAAGCAAUAAACAAAAUGAUGAAAACCAAUUUGCUUUUUCCUGUUCUUUUACCAAAAUGAAUGAAGAGAGAUUCGAAGAGAACACUGAAAAAGGACGUCUCGUAGGUGUUGAGUCCCUAUGAACCACAAUGGCUGAGUAUAACUGUUCUUCUUUGGGCCUACCUGCCGCCACUCCAGACCAGCUGGGCUGGAACGUCUCUGGGCUCCUGGACAACGUCAGUACCAACGACAUGCAGGAUAUGUGCUUGACUCGGACUCAGUACUUGGAGAAGUGUCUAGGCUUCCGGCGGUCGCCCAUAUUCCUGCCCGUCUGCGUCACCUUCCUGGUGAUAUUCGUGGUGGGUGUGUUCGGAAACGCACUCACCUGCAUCGUCAUCGUGCGCUUCAAGGUGAUGCGCACGCCCACCAACUACUAUCUGUUCAGCCUGGCCGUGUCCGACCUGCUGGUGCUGCUGCUGGGCAUGCCGCUGGAGCUCUACGAGAUGUGGAGUAACUACCCCUUCCUGUUUGGCACCGGCGGCUGCUACUUCAAGACCUUGCUGUUCGAGACGGUCUGCUUCGCCUCCAUCCUCAAUGUGACGGCGCUGAGCGUGGAGCGCUACAUCGCUGUGGUGCACCCGCUCAAGGUCAGGCACGUGGCCACGCGCGCCCACGCCAAACACGUCAUCCUGAUGGUGUGGGUUGUGUCCGUGGCCUGUGCCGUGCCCAACACCAGCUUGCACGGCGUGGACAUGCUGGAGCCGCGGUUCGGGGUCAGGUUCCCAGAGUCUGCCAUAUGCACGAUUGUGAAGCCCCGCUGGAUAUACUGCCUGAUCAUCCAGGUGACAACGCUGGCCUUCUUCUUCCUGCCCAUGCUAACCAUCACCGCAAUGUACAUGCGCAUCGGCCAGAAGCUGAGCGAAGGGCGAGGCCAGCGGGGGGCGGGGCCCGGACGAGGGUUUGGUCCCGACAGCCACUGCAGUGUCCACAGGCAACAGCAGACCGCACGCCACUUCCAGGUCACCAAGAUGCUAUGUGUAUUGGUGAUCGUCUUUGGCAUCUGCUGGGCUCCCUUUCACAUCGACCGCCUCAUGUGGAGCUUCAUCAACAACGACAACCACCACCUGAUCUUCGAGUAUGUCCACAUCGUCUCUGGGGUCUUCUUCUACCUCAGCUCGGCGGUGAACCCCAUACUCUACAACCUCAUGUCCACGCGCUUUCGGGAAAUGUUCACAAAGAUCACAUGUCGCUGCGCCCUCUUUGGCGGUCACGUGCACCGACUGACCCUCCGCAGCACGCAGAUGACCCUGCGUACUAGCCUCUACGAGAAGCCCCAGCGUAAUAUGACCCUGGAGAGAAUCAGCCAAGACAGAGACUCUCCAUAGACCCUCUUCAAAAGCCUGUAUUCCCAGUUCAAACCCGGAGCUCAUGGGGUGGGGCUGGGGGUACCAAAACCAGGAGCUUUGAUGGACUAAGCUAAUGAGGUACCAAAAUGGACCGAAAUGAAUUAUCAACAUGGAUGAAGAUUGAGCGACAAAGUGACCAGGUGAUGUUUUUUUUUGGCCUGAUUCAAUGUGUGCCAGGAGUGUUUGGUUGAAGAAAAACCAUAGCAUUUACCUUUUCCCUUGACCUUGGAUUUGAAGUAAAAUUCUCAUUGGGGAAGCGAUACAAAAAUGAUCCAAGAUGAGGACUAACAACUGUACCACAGAUUGCAGUUAGACUGAAUGGAGCAGACAUAAUAAACUUUUUGUCUCUGACUUCGAAUAGAAAAUAGAUUUUCAACAUAAUAAGAUAUACAUUAUAAUUUCACUACAUAUUAUAAAAUAUUGGCUAUACAAUAUAUGGGAAAUUCAUAUGUUUAUUAUUUGCAUUUGAAAAUGUACUUCAACUGGAUAUAAAUACUCUGAUAAA
Molecule: messenger RNA, 2408 nt
Organism: Esox lucius (northern pike)
Lineage: Eukaryota; Metazoa; Chordata; Actinopteri; Esociformes; Esocidae
Product: neuromedin-U receptor 1
Exons: 3
Coding region: 647-1882 (411 amino acids)
Biological process (GO): G protein-coupled receptor signaling pathway
Cellular component (GO): plasma membrane
Molecular function (GO): neuromedin U receptor activity
Source: RefSeq, a predicted model, not a curated record